CCUUGAGUGACUGAUAAAUUCAAAGCAGGGUUUUUGUUUCUUGUCUUUCUUUCUUUCUUUCUUUCUUUCUUUCUUUCUUUCUUUGUGUGUGUGCAAGGGGAGGGAGGAUAGGAAUUGGUGGAAGUCAGGAGGAAAAAAAAAAGGGGAACUGGGAAGAAAAGGAGGGGGAAGUUAAAACUUCCUUCCUUCUCUGUCUUCCAUCAGAAAGCCAAACAUGGCAUCUUCCAUGAGGAGCUUGUUUUCUGACCACAACAGAUACGUUGAAUCUUUUCGGAGGUUUCUCAACAGUUCCACGGAACACCAGUGCAUGCAGGAAUUCGUGGACAAGAAGCUGCCAGGCAUAACAGCAAGGAUUGGUGAUAGAAAAUCAGAAAUUAAGAUUCUAAGCAUUGGCGGAGGUGCAGGUGAAAUUGAUCUUCAAAUUCUUUCCAAACUGCAGACUCAAUAUCCAGGAAUUCAUAUCAACAAUGAAGUUGUUGAGCCAAGCGCUGAGCAAAUUGCCAAGUAUAAAGAGCUUGUAGCCAAGACAUCAAACCUCGAGAACAUAAAGUUUGCUUGGCAUAAGGAGACAUCAUCUGAAUAUCAAAAUAGAAUCAGAGAGAAAAAAGAAUUUCAGAAGUGGGACUUUAUUCAUAUGAUUCAGAUGCUGUAUUAUGUAAAAGAUAUCCCAGCUACCCUGAAAUUCUUCCAUAGUCUCCUAGCUACCAAUGCUAAGAUGCUCAUUAUUCUUGUGUCAGGAAACAGUGGCUGGGACAAGCUAUGGAAAAAGUAUGGAACCCGCUUACCUCAGGAUGACCUCUGCCAGUAUGUCACAUCGUCUGACCUCACGCAGAUGCUGGACAAAUUGGGGAUUAAGUAUGAGUGUUAUGACCUUCUGUCCACCAUGGACAUAUCUGAUUGUUUUACUGAUGGCAAUGAAAAUGGAGAACUGCUUUGUGAUUUUUUGACAGAAACCUGCAACUUUAACACAACAGCACCACCUGAUCUCAAAGCAGAAAUUAUGAAAGAUCUGCAAGAGUCUGAAUUCAGUGUAAAGAAAGAGGGAAAGGUUCUUUUUAAUAAUAAUCUGAGUUUCAUAGUGGUUGAGGCAUAAAUAUCAAUCAUGAGAGUGUACUCAAAAAUUAUAUUUUGAAUAAUGUUGAUCAUUUAUUUCUGUAUUAAAAUUACAAACACAUCUUGGUAUAAGUAGAACAUUGUCUCUUAUAUAUAAAAUCUAGAAAAUUCCAAGACAUUCUCAGAUUUCCAUGCAGAAUCCUAUAGGAUACUCUUUGUCUUAUCCUAUCCAUUCUCCCUAUCAAAAGGCCACAUUCAGGUUAAAUACCACAUAAGCUAGAGAAAUGAGACAACUAGUUUCACUGGCUUAUUGACAAGAAAAUCUUUUCCAUUUGUUGAUUAUACUGGAAUUUCCCAAAAUAUUAAUAAAACAUGUACCAUGGAUUCUUUAAAUACUAAAAAGUAUGUACUUGUUGAUAUAUAUGAAAAAGUAUAUGUUUAUUGAUUUUUUCUUCUUUUAUUAAGAAUUAUUUGCCUGUGUACUUUCCUCUAGUAGUUUCUAUCUUGUUUUUAUUGAUUACUAGAUGUAAGCACCUUAGGAUAUUAGAAAAUUCAUUGUCAUGUGUUCCAUUUGCUUCCAUUUUAUUUUCUCUUUUCUCUUUAUUAUCUUUUAUCUUUGACUUUAUAGAUUUUGUUUUUUGAUAUACUGAAUUAUUUUUCUAUUUUAUUCAGUCACAUUUUAAGUUUUUUUUUUCUUUUUUAAUUUCUGGGCUUCUGACACAUUUUUAAAGGCCUUUUUAAAACAAGGCUUUAGAAUAUUUACAUAUUUUAUUAUAAAAAGUUAUAGUUUCACUUUAAAAAAAUAAAUCUUUGGUUAUGUUUGAAAUUUACCUAAGUGUAGAAGUCUGAGAAGAUGGCCGAGUAGAAGGGCUCUAAGAUCACCUAGUCCCACAGUAACUCAUAUCAGCAUAAAAUAACUCAGAAAAUACCCCAAAGACUGGCAGAGAAAAACCCCACAACUAAAGGUAAAGGAGAGGCCACAUGUAAUUGGAUAGGAAGGGUGAAUAUGAGGUGGGGAGCCAAAAGACCCUUGGCUGUCUGCAGUUGAGAGGGAACCAAAGGCAUGGAGAAGGAUGAGAAACAGUUACAUCAGGGAGCCUCCAUGGGGAAGAAGAAUCCCCAAGACAUUCGCCUUUGAAAGUGAAAGGGGCUGAAUUUCAUGAGUUCUUACAAUCAGCAAUAUGUAAAGCCUGAAAUUUUAAAAAUUAGCAGGCUUAGCUCUGGGUAAGUCCAAUGUAUUAUAAGAAACUGAGUUCCUGCCCUUAAAGAACAGCACAACAAAUAGCCCAUGUAAAUACAGCAAAGAAGUAGUAGUUUGAAAAAUACCUGCCAAAACAGAGAGUCCUGUGUGUUUUGGGGGCCUUAUUCCAAGCAACAGGUGACCUCCACAUACACCUGGUUAAAAUUGCACUCCCUGCCCACGUGGCCUUUGCAGAGCAGCACUGGCCAGCUCUGGUCUUCACAGCAACUUCAUGUACCCUAUGGAAGAGAACUAGCACCACCUUGUUAAAAGUGUGUGCUCCACCCACUACUUUCAAGAGCAGGAGAUGUGGCUGACUUUCCUAACACAUAAAAAUAGACAUGGAAGGUUAGACAAAAUAAGGAGACAGAGGAAUAUGUUCCAAAUGAAAGAAGAGAACAAAACCAUAGGAAGAGACCUAAGCAAUACAAAUAUAAGUAAUAUGCCUGAUAGAGAAUUUAAUGAUCAAAAGACAGACACUGGACUUGAGAAAUGAGUGGAGGCAUCAAGAGACCCUUAACAAAGUGAUAAAAAAAGAACCAAUCACAGAUGAAAAAUACAAUAAAUGAAAUUAAAAAUACACUAGAUGGAAUAAAUAGGUUAGAGGAAAGAGAAGAAAAAAUUAAUGACUUGGAAGACAGUAAUGGAAAGCAAACAAGCUGAGGAGGUAAAAGAAAGAAAAUAUACAAAAUGAGAAUUUAGUGACUGCAUCAAGGAUAAUAACAUUUGCAAUAUAGGGAUCCCUAAGAAGAGAAAGAAAAGGGAGCAGAAAAUUUAUUUGAAGGAAUAAUAACUGAAACUUCCUGAAUCUUGGGAAAGAAACAAAAACCCAGAUCCAGGAGGCACAGAUAUUCCCCAAUAAAAUCAACCCAAAGAGGUCCACACAAAGACAGACAAUACUUAAAAUGGCAAAAAGAUGUAAUAAAGACAAAAAAAUUAAAGCAGAAAGAGAAAAGACAAUAAUUUACAAGGGAAAUUCCAUAAGGCUAUCAGUGGAUUAUUUAGCAAAAACUUUUAAGGCCAGAAGGGAAUGGCAUAUAUGCAAAGUGCUGAAUGGGAAAAAUGUACAAUCAAGAAUACUUUAUCCAGAAAGGCUAGCAGUCAGAAUAGGAGGAAGAAUAAGGAAUUUCUCAGACAAAAACUAAAGAACUUCAUGACCGCCAAACCAGCCUUUAACAGUCCCUGUUAAAAGGGGCUACUGCAUAUGACAUGAUACUAUAUAUAACCCUAAAGAUUCCACAAAAAAAUACUAGAACUGAUAAAUAAAUUCAGUAAAGUUGCAGGAUACAAAAUCAAUGUACAGAAAUCUAUUGCAUUUUUAUAUGCUAAUAAUUAUGCAGCAAAAGAGAAAUUAAGGAAACUAUCCCAUUUACAACUGCACUAAAACCAAUAAAAUACCUAGGAAUGAACCUAACCAAAGAGGUGAAAGACCUGUACUCUGAAAAUUAUAAAAUAUUAAUGAAAGAAAUUGAAGAUGACACAAAUAAAUGGAAAGACAUUCCAUGUGCAUGAAUUGGAAGAACAAAUAUUAAAAUGUCCGUAUACCCAAAGCAAUCUACACAUUUAUGCAAUCCCCAUCAAAAUACCAACAGCAUUUUUCAAAGAACUAAAACAAACUAUUCUAAAACUUAUAUGGAACCAGACAAGACCCCAAAUAGCCAAAGCAAUCUUCAAAAGGAAAAACAAAAAUGGAGGCAUCACAGUUCUGGACCUUGAGUUAUAUUACAAAGCAUAGACCAAAACAGUAUGAUACUGACAUAAAAACAGACACAUAUAGAUCAAUGGAACAGAACACCCAGAAAUCAAUCCAUAAGUAUAUGGUCAAUUAAUCUUUGGCAAAGGAGGCAAGACUAUGCAAUGUGAAAAAGGCAGUUUCUUCAAUAAAUUGUGUUGGGAAAACCAGACAACAUACAAAAGAAUGAAACUGGACCAUUUUCUUCUACCAUAAAAAUAAACUCAAAAUGCAUUAAGAACCUAAGUGUGAGACCUGAUACUAUAAAUAUCCUAAAACAUAACACAGCCAGUAAUUUCUCUAACUUCAGCUUCAGAAACAUUUUUCUAGAUAUGCCUCCUGAGGCAAGGAAAAUAAAAGCGAAAACAAACUUGCACUUGACGGGAUGAGCACUGGGUGUUAUUUUGUAUGUUAGUAAAUUGAACACCAAUAAAAAAUAAAUUUAUUAUUAAAAAAAAACUUGGGAUUAUAUUAAAAUAAAACACUUCUGAACAGCAAAACUGGUUAAAAACAACCAACAAGAUUAAAAGACAACAUACUGAAUGGGAGAAUAUAUUUGCAAAUGAUAUACCCAAUAAGGGGUUAGUAUCCAAAAUAUAUAAAAAAUUUUACAACCGCACACCAAAAAAAUUCACUUAACAAAUGAGAAGAUAUGAACAGAUAUUUCUCCAAAGAAAACACAUAUGACCAACACAUUAAAAAAUGUUCAACAUCCCCCAUCAUGAGGGAAAUGCAAAUCAAAACUACAAAAAAUAUUCCUCACACCUGUCAGAACAGCUAAAAUAAAAAAAUAAAUAAAAAUAAAAAAACAUAAAAAACAAGUGUUGACUGGAUGUAGAGAAAAAGGAACCCUAGAGCACCCUUGGUGGGACUGCAAACUGCUGUACUCAUUGUGGAAUACGGUAUGGAGAUUCCUCAAAAAGUUAAAGAGAUAUAUGUACUACUAGGUUUAUUGAAGUAUUGUUUACAAUAGUCGAGAUAUGACAGCAACCCAAGUGUCCAUUGAUUAAUGAAUGGAUAAAGAAGUGAUUUUAUAUAUUUAUUCCAUUAUAUAAUGGAAUAUUAUUGCCAUAAAAAAGAAUGAAAUCUUGCCACUUGCAACAACAUGGAUGGGGCUAGAGAGUAUAAUGCUAGUGAAAUAAGUCAGAGAAAGACAAAUAUCAAAUGAUUUCAAUCCUUUGUGGAAUUUAAGAAACAAAACAAAGGAACAAAGAAAAAGAAAAAAGAGAAAGAGAGACAUAAACUAAGAAACAGACUUUUAAGUAUAGAGAACAAACUGAUGAGGAUUAAAGAGUACACUUAUCAUGAUGAGCCCUGAGUAAUGUAUAGAACUGCUGACUUACUAUAGUGUACACCUGAACUAAUGUAACACUGUAUGCUAACUAUAUUGGAAUUAAAAUUUUAAAACUUAAUUUUAAAAAAAGGAAAUUUACAUAAGUGUAAGGAGUGAAAAAGAGAACAAACUGUUUAUCCUCACAAAGAUAGGUAGCUAUACACAAUUUCCUUGGAGGGAGGGAAACUCCACAGACUUAAAAUGCAUUCUGUAUCACUUAUCAAAUUUCCAGAAAAUCUUGAAUCUAUUUUAAUCCUCUAGAGUCUCUUAUAUUCCUCUAAUAUCUCUUUUAAGAGCAAAAGUCAUUCUUGGACAGGAUUUCAGAGGAUUUUUGAGAGUAUUGAAUGUGUUUUAUCUUUAAUGGUGAACAUCUAUCAUUCUUAUAAAAGCAGUACAUCUCUUUAAAUAAGUAAAUAAUCCAGUAAUUUAUAAUUAAUAAGUAAAGACAUAUUUAAAGUAAGUAAACAAUUACUACUUUCUGUUAGAUACAGAACAACAGUUAGAUUUUACUGAAGAGCUCAUGGACCCUCAUUCUCCCAGGGAUGAAGCCUUCAACAUAGUAGAAGGUAUUCAUAGAAGGUAUUUACUCUUUCACAUUACAGAGCUACCAUUUAACGUUGCAGGAUAAUCACAGAGUUAACACCUCUCCCUAAUCUCCUGCUGAGGCCCAGGAAGUAUACGGGAGUGCACAGCCUAUUUUUGUUAACAAAAGACCAAACUUUGUUGUUCAUUAUGAGUAAAACUGGCUUGCAUUGCCCUCUUUUCUUGGACAACUUCAUCAAUGUUUUCUGAAUUAUCAGUGACAACAAAUGAAAUGACAGUUAACCAAUCAGUUUCCUGAAUAUGAACCCUGAACCAUUAAUCAUACUGAUAUGUACUACUGACAAAGGAAAUCUGUGAGGCAGACAUAAUUGAUGGAUAUGGGCCAUGACGACCUUGAACAACGUCCCCAAAAGGAUAGAAAUCAAGACUCUGUAGAGCAAAUUAUGGCCUUUUCUGAAAAGCACACAUACAAAACAAAACAAGAACUGAAUAAUAUGCUACUUACAGAUAGAAAAGAAUAGUACUCCAUAGAGGGAUAUUUGUAAAAAUGGCCUUUCUCAUCCCUAAAAACAUCACUUACUAAAAAACAAACAAACAAACAAACAAACAAAAAAAAACAAAACAAAAAAAACUUCUCACCUGCUUCAAUUUGUUAAGGUAACGGGAACACUUGAGCCUUUAAAACAAAAAUCCCCAUGAGUACUUACCAGGCAGUGAUAGAAAGUUACAUAGGUACAAGGAAUGAAACUAUUGACUCUUUGAUUUUGUUCUUUUGGUUCAGAAAAAAAGCCUGUAACAUGAAUUUGGAAUGCUAGUUUAUACAAAAUAUUAUUUCCCAGUGUUUAAUAUGGUGCCAUUCAUAUGGGUCCCAAGUAAUGGGUGUUUAGUGAAUGAUUUCUUUCUCAAGCAUUCAUCUUGUAACCAUGUGUUUAUAUUCUUUUUUUUUCUGCCUGUGUGUUUAUAUUCUUACUGAAAGUAUAACUCAAGAACCCAAUAAAAUUCUUUGUUGCCCUUA
Nyctereutes procyonoides (raccoon dog) is the source of this 6916-nucleotide messenger RNA. Its product is annotated as histamine N-methyltransferase. NCBI's taxonomy places the organism in Eukaryota, Metazoa, Chordata, Mammalia, Carnivora, Canidae. Gene Ontology annotation, molecular function: N-methyltransferase activity. Bases 215 to 1093 code for a protein of 292 amino acids. The record is from RefSeq and is a predicted model, not a curated record. The transcript has 6 exons.